Messenger RNA from Pleurotus ostreatus (oyster mushroom), 915 nucleotides. RefSeq lists its product as uncharacterized. Lineage: Eukaryota; Fungi; Basidiomycota; Agaricomycetes; Agaricales; Pleurotaceae. Bases 1 to 915 code for a protein of 304 amino acids. The transcript is spliced from 5 exons. The record is from RefSeq and is a predicted model, not a curated record. Gene Ontology annotation, biological process: cell wall biogenesis; (1->6)-beta-D-glucan biosynthetic process.
AUGCAAUACUUGGUCUUCACUUUCCUCCUCGUUUCCCUCUUCUUGGCCGCUGGUGCGCGCGCUGGGGUUUAUAUUAUCCGACCCUCGGCUGGAUCGACAUGUCGCGGCGGAGAAGAAUGUACACUACAAUGGAUGGACGACGGGCAGAGUCCGUUGUUGUCAGCCUUUGGACCGAGUACCGCAGGACUCUACACCGGGCAAAUGAAAUUAGUUCAACCGCUGGGCGAUGUAGACACCUCUGGAAGCAGGUCCUUCACAUUCACUGUAGAUCCCAGGGCUGGCCCGAAUUCCAACGACUAUUAUAUCGCCUUGGCCUCUAAAUCGCUCGGAGAGAUGGCGUGGUCACCAUUCUUCAGGAUGUCCAAUAUGGAAGGGUCUUUUGACUCGCCCUUGCCUUCCUCAGCCAUACCCUCACUGUCUACCUUGUCACCACCGCAAUCCAGCUCGACCACUAUUCUCCCUACUAUCACCGUCGGCACUUUAAACACAUUGCCACUUUCUAUAUCCUCCACCUCCAUCGAACCCGCUGCAUCGUCAUCGUCUUCAACAACACCGAACCCCAGCGACUCAUCAGCUCCCUCGUCCUCUGCGACACCUGCGACACCUUCAUCUACAACCGGAUUCGCGUCACCCUCAUCAACCUCGAUAUCGACACCUUCAACACCGACACCACUAGCGUCUCUACAAGCUACGAACGUAUCCCCGGCGCCUGCCUCGACAGACGUCGUUGAAGCGAUAAGCUCUCGCUUCGUGACCUCGACAUUAUCUCCCUCCUCAGAACCCACUGCAAGCUCAGCGAACUCUAACUCGUCAUCCAACGCUGCCUCGACGCUUCUCCGUGGCUCGUCUUUGUCAUCACCGCUAUGUGUAGGGGCAAUCACUUUGUUGGUGUCCUUCGUCGUUUCCCUUUUGUAG